Molecule: messenger RNA, 758 nt
Organism: Aphanomyces astaci
Lineage: Eukaryota; Oomycota; Saprolegniomycetes; Saprolegniales; Verrucalvaceae
Exons: 4
Coding region: 38-490 (150 amino acids)
Cellular component (GO): Golgi apparatus
Source: RefSeq, a predicted model, not a curated record
CGAACUCUGCGAUUGACUCGCUCAACGCGAAGCCGCGAUGCUGUCGACGAAUCAUGCGCCACCCACCGUGGAAGUGAACCCACUCAAGUUGAUCAACCAUGACAACUUGCGUGACCUCAAUUCUUUCCUUGGACUUGGCGAGCAAGUGCAAACACCAUACACAUUCCCCCGCUCCAAGGGCGAGAUGGUGCGGCGAUUUCAGCGGAAUGUCAUCUACUUCGUAGCCAACUAUGCUGUGGUUAUCUUCUUCGUAACAUUGAUCAACGCGCUCGUCGUCCCUCAGUUUCUCUUCAUCUUGAUGCUCAUGGGCGCGGGAUGGUAUUACUGCGAUAAGUUAGCGACGGAGGAGUCGCAGAUGACAGGACCGACAUUCAUCUUCGGUGUGCCGACCACGACGGAGCAACGAAAUGGUAUCAUGGCCAUUGUCUCGAUUGUCCUUUCGGCCAUUUAUGGAGGUCCUGUGCUCUUGUACGCUGCUACCACGAGGUAAUGCACUCAAACUCUUCGAAGAUCGUUUGAUGUGUUGUUAUGCUUCCAGUGCGUUCAUCUGUGUUUCCCACGCAUGCCUUCGCAAUGCGCAGCUACCUUCCGACGAAGAACUUGUGCAUUUACUGCAACUAAAGCCCGAAGGCAAUGCUCCCGUCAUUACGCCGUAUGGCCGCGACAAUGGCUACAUUGUCGUCUAGUACGGCGCGUCUAUAUCUAUCGUCAUCGUAACGAAAAAAAUUCCAUUCGAUUGAGCUCGUGUUCCUCUUGCA